Messenger RNA from Aspergillus versicolor CBS 583.65, 1314 nucleotides. RefSeq lists its product as uncharacterized. The coding region runs from base 1 to 1314 and encodes 437 amino acids. The transcript is spliced from 2 exons. The record is from RefSeq and is a predicted model, not a curated record. Lineage: Eukaryota; Fungi; Ascomycota; Eurotiomycetes; Eurotiales; Aspergillaceae.
AUGGAUGCCCUUGAUCCCAAGAAAGCCUCGCUCAAAAGGCGGGCGUCGCUGUCGCUCCUAUUUGGCUCACAGCCACCGACCUUUGCAGCACCACCCGACGACAAACCCACCCGAUAUUACCACUUUGUCGACAGUCCCAGCCCUCCAAAUGCUCAAUCACACUUAAUCAGCCGUCAAUAUAUCUCGCGGGAGCUGGAAUCAGAAAUUAGAUAUGCCUGCUCCUUGCUUGCGCAUCGAAUCGAACAUGGUGUCCCGUCUCGGGGAAACGACCCAGUUAUCCGUCGUGCAGUUCGCGCAGGAUCAGUGGGAAAUAUUAGAACCAAUGCACAUCUCCCAUCGAAGUAUCCUUCGUCUAAGUUCGGACCAGAAGGCGCCGUGACAACUGGAUAUGACUCCGGCGUGGGACUCACCCAACAACCGAGCAUGCAAACCAUGCGAGUUCUCAGCUCUCGCUCUGGCGAUGCGUCAGAUUCCGGAGAUACCAGAGCCAUGUCAGUAUUUAGCAACAGCAACACCAGAACCGGCACUUCCUGUUCCAACACCAGCGCCAUCAACUCCACGGAGGUGUCAUGCACGCAGGCCUCGUCUCACAGCCCCAGGCCGAGCAAACCACGGUCAAUAACGCGCACAAUCAUACCAGACUCCCCGCGGCAACAAAAAAGCGCCACAAAUGCCUUCCUCGCCGAUUUAUCCCCCUGUGAGCCACUACCGUUCAAGGGGAGUAUUCCCGAAAACACCGAAGUUUUCCUCAACCCAACAAGCGCCCAUAUGAAUCUAUCCUCCUCAACCUUAACAACCGAUGCCGCCUCUCCAAGCCUAGGGUUAUCCAGACAUAAUGACUUCACUCAACGACCAACAACUUCCGUAUCCGCAUCCGAAUCCGACACGAAGCGGCCCCAAAGCCGCAGCAUCAUAAUCGACAGCACCGGGCAGGCCCGUCUCCUCACCCCCGACGAGGAAUCCCAGCGUAAUAAGGAUCUUCAAAAAGCUGUGGUGGAACGGAUGACUACUGGAAUGAGGCGACAUAACCCAACCAACGAAACCUCGACGCGGCCGUGCAGACCAAGUACAGCUGGCAACAAUGUUAGCAGUGCUUAUCGGUAUCCGGAGCCGCAGUCUCGACCGCAGACUAGCGCUUCAAAGUUCAGUUUCUCAUGGACGAAUUUUAAGUCUGAUUUUGAUGGGCUGAAGCGGAAGGAUCAGAGUAAGAAAGGAAUGUCUCGCUCAUGUUCUAGAUUGAGGGAGGGGGUUCCAUUGAUCGGCAAGCUGGCUGGUUUCUUUAUGCGGGAGCGGAGUGGCUUAGGGGCUCGGUAG